CCCGUCGCCCAGCGCAUCGGCCUCCCCUGUCUUUCCUGCCAUCAAUCCCAUCACGUUGACUGUGAACCUUGCAGCAAUUGAUCUGGUUUGGUUGGACCCCAAAUUCCCCAAUAUAUGACCUCAUACUCGCGCUACGGUCUCAACGUGAAGGCUUCUACAAUCAGAUAGCCCUUAUCAACGGCGCACACGGCUUCAGCAGCCAUGGCUGAGCACAUACCACUACGCGGAUCUUGCCAAUGCGGCCGCAAUCAAUAUUUGAUUCGUCUGCCUGAUGAUGUUACCGACCAUGCUCACGUCUACUUUGACUCCAGUCAAGACAACCGAAGAUUUCACGGCUCACCGUUGACGGCAUGGCUUCGCGUUCCAUUAUCUUGGUACCAAUCGCACACGCAAUCCUUUUUUCCCGAUGAAACACAUGCAAGUAUCCGACGCAUCUUCUCCCCGCACCAUGCGCCUCACACUCAGCGGGUCUUUUGCGGAUUCUGCGGCACCCCACUCACAUACUGGAGCGAGGUGCCCCGGGAUGAGGCGGAUUUCAUGAGUGUGUCUCUGGGUAGUCUUUUCGGCGAACAUCAACGUAAGCUGGAGGAUCUGGAUCUACUUCCCCCAGCUGUCCCUUCUUCUGAUGACGAGGAUGAAGAGGAGGACGACGAAGUUGAGGAAGUGCCAAGAGUUGGCGAGGCGUCGAGUGACCGUCCCACUCCGUCUCGUGUAGUCAUUCCCGCUGCCGCGGGGGCCGACGGGUCUGGUCUCUCACAGAGCUACAGGCAAGGCACCUUCGGUGGGAUACCGUGGUUUGAGGAAAUGAUCGAAGGUAGCCAGUUGGGCCGUUUGAUGAAGACGAGACGUGGGAUGGGUGUUAGCGACGACCACUCGACGACCGUCGAGUGGGAAAUUAGUGAGUGGUCGAGCGAUGCGACUGGACAGCGGGGUUCCAUUCUUCGCUGGAUUUUCAGAAGAUUUAACCGUGGAGCGUGA
Aspergillus aculeatinus CBS 121060 is the source of this 978-nucleotide messenger RNA. RefSeq lists its product as uncharacterized. The record is from RefSeq and is a predicted model, not a curated record. The transcript has 4 exons. The coding region runs from base 202 to 978 and encodes 258 amino acids. NCBI's taxonomy places the organism in Eukaryota, Fungi, Ascomycota, Eurotiomycetes, Eurotiales, Aspergillaceae.